Messenger RNA from Fusarium musae, 258 nucleotides. RefSeq lists its product as uncharacterized. The record is from RefSeq and is a predicted model, not a curated record. The coding region runs from base 1 to 258 and encodes 85 amino acids. The transcript has 4 exons. NCBI's taxonomy places the organism in Eukaryota, Fungi, Ascomycota, Sordariomycetes, Hypocreales, Nectriaceae.
AUGCGCCCAAGAUCGCUCGUCAAACCAAAGGUGGCGCCUUUGCUUGAUACACAACCACCAGCUUCUUGGGACCCCGAAAUCGAUGUCAAAGAUACUGAAGCGGAUAUCGAACGGUUUAACAACGAUCCCGAGUAUUACAAGACAUUCAGGAAACAAAUUGAGCAACAAAUGAACGAGAAAUUUGCUGCGAGCAUCAAGAACUUAGAAGCACAUGAGAAAGGGAGACAGCCCAUCGUUACUGACAGCGGUUUACAAUAG